Messenger RNA from Raphanus sativus (radish), 396 nucleotides. RefSeq lists its product as uncharacterized. The coding region runs from base 1 to 396 and encodes 131 amino acids. Lineage: Eukaryota; Viridiplantae; Streptophyta; Magnoliopsida; Brassicales; Brassicaceae. The record is from RefSeq and is a predicted model, not a curated record. Gene Ontology annotation, molecular function: zinc ion binding. The transcript has 3 exons.
AUGUCAGGAGAUUCGAGUAACACAUCUGUAGCAUCGAUUGGAGUGAGUUCUUCUCGUCGCAGGGGUGGAGUGAUCAACGGAAUUCCGAAGAGAUGCUGGUGUGGUGAAGAAAUUCUUCCUCUGAUGUCGAAAUCUGACUACAAUCCUUACCGAAGGUAUUUUCGUUGUGCUUAUGCUGCAAGAAAGAAGCUUGAGAAUGAUAAUCAUUUCUUCAAAUGGAUUGAUGAGGCACUGAUAAAUGAGAGAGUUCAAAUGAAAGUGGAGAAAGAGCUGUUUGAUAAGGUGGAUGAAGUGUUGGCUGAAGCUAAAGGUAGCAUGAAGAAAACGAUGCUAUCAGCUGUCGUUGGAUGUGUGGUGUUGGUUGGUGUCAUGAAGGUUUUUCUCAAAUCAUGGUGA